UUGUGAUUGUUGUUGAUUUUCGUGCUUGCCUUCGCUUGCUCGUAACAACAACGCGUGCACACAACACCACCAACGAAGAUGAGUGAUGGUGCAGAAGGCAGUGCUGCCAAGCAGCAGCAGGUGGAGGAAGCGUGGCGGUGGAGCCCGCCGCCUGGCUCCGAUGCGUCGCUCAAGCUCACAGACGUCUACACAGAUGAGGAGGUGACGCUGGAGAGGUCUUGGUCGACAAUCACGUUCCUUGUGCAGCCCAUUACAGCGACAAAGGCAGCGCCCAGCGUGCGGUUGCUGCGCACCCUGAUCUCUGCGGACACCACGCGAAGGGUCCUUCAGAGCAGCUUUGGGUUCAACGUUCUCUUUGCCCUUUGCGUCGACGACCUCGGCGUGGAUGCGGAGACCGCCCGGGCCUUUGAGGAGGAACUGGUGAAGGCGCUCAAGGCCGCCAACAUCUUGCCACCGUCACUCAUGCUGCGCGCAUCCGACUACAUCGAGGAAGCCAAGACCACCAUGGACACCCUCCUCAAGAAUGCACACGCAUAUGAGGCAGACGGUGAAAUCAUGCUUGGUUCCGACACCAACCCAGCGCUGUGGGUCAAGGGCAGUGGUGACGCACAAACCUUUGACGCCUCCUGGGGCAAGGGUCGCCCGACCGCCACGGGCAUUGCGAUGGCUCUCACGGCGGGCGCCCUCGAUGCGCCACUGGACAUUGUCUUUGGUGGCGAGGGGACGGCAAAUGUCUCAUCUGUGGAAGCGCUCAACGCCGCACUCAAGUCCGCGUCCGCCGUUACCGCCGCGCCUGUCAUCUCCACCCCGGUUUGCCUGCAGGCAAAAGCCACCACCAUGGAUGCAGACGCGGUUGGCGUGGGCAACGACGAUGCGACGACGGUGGCUGAGGCAGCAACAUCGCCCCGCCUGCGUCUUGCUGUUCUCCGCCAGUCUGUCUUUGAUGACGUUGCGCUCAACGCCGAAGCGCUCAAGGACAUUACUCACAUUGAGCAGCAGAUCACGGCGUUUCUUGCAGCGAUGAGCGAGCAGACGUCUGUCUACACACAGGAUCGCUUUGAAGUCCUCACCCAGCACGACCAGGACCUCAUGCUCAACUUCUUCCAACUUCGGCAGGAGAUUCACAAGUCCCUGUGCAACAACAUCAACACGGCCGCUGUUCUCGACCACCUGCUGGCCAUCAUCGCCACCGUCGCCGCAUACACCACCGCCCAGGCGGCCGCGACCAAGCCACUGCACGUUGCGUCGUUGCGGCAGAUUGGGCUGUUCGUGACGGGGCUGCUGGUGCGGCUUGGCGUCUCGUUUGACAUGCACGCGGCCACCAUCGGCUUUGCUGUUGCCGCCGUCGCCACACCAGAGGAGAUUGCAGCCCGCAGGAAGGAGUUCAGCCAGGUGUUUGCCAAGUUCUUUGAGCAGCUGUCGAGCGGGCCGGAUGCGGACGCAUACAAGAGCAUCAUUGACCAGGCGCGCGCAGAGGGCAUCUUCUAGCCAGCCACUCCUCGCAUCAGACCACAGUCUUGUUGUCUCUUCCCCCCCCCCCAUGUUUGUACACCCUGGCUCACUCACCCUCCUUCCCCCUCCUCCCAUUGCACUGCCACGGUCUUCUUGUUGGCAGGGCCUGUCGUUGUGUUCGCAUGUCCCUCGAUCAGCGGCGUGCGUGUGUGUUGUGGUUCAUUACAUGGUGUGACAACAGCCGAACGGGUGCGGGAAGCAGUCACACACGAAGCUGCAGCACGCAAGCAACAGCAACACAGAGACGAAG
Molecule: messenger RNA, 1762 nt
Organism: Salpingoeca rosetta
Lineage: Eukaryota; Choanoflagellata; Craspedida; Salpingoecidae
Exons: 12
Coding region: 79-1488 (469 amino acids)
Biological process (GO): cysteinyl-tRNA aminoacylation
Cellular component (GO): cytoplasm
Molecular function (GO): cysteine-tRNA ligase activity; ATP binding
Source: RefSeq, a predicted model, not a curated record